AUGCUUCGUCUCUGGUUUAUCGCAUCCGUUGUGAUGUCUGUGUUCUGUGGACACAAGGCAGACGGCGCUACCACAACCGGGACAGCACAAACGCUUGAUUGCACAACCGAGAUGAACGAGGUGAGAAAAGCUGCAGGACUUUCUGAAUUUGAGAAGGCAUCUAGAGAAACAGAAGUUCUACCGGAAUAUCCCGGAACAACAAAAAAGAUAUCAGCUGAAAACUUAUGGAAGCAAACCUGCCAAAAACUAAUGGGGGAAAAUGUCGAGAUCACUGAAGCCGGAAGCCUGGUAGGGACCGUUGCUCAUUACGCCGGCGCGAAGGACUGCAAAGAGGCAGUGCAGUACUGGAAGGAUGGCUUUUCUCUCUUUAAGAACGAGCUGCCCCCAAAGUACACGGCGUUGGGCGACCCUGAUGUUUAUACCGAUAGAGCCGUCUCAUUUGUUGCCCUUUACAAUCCAAAGGCAAGCCCUGUAGCCAGCUGCGCCUUUGUCACCUGCACGAAGGGAACUGCGGUUGCUGCCCAAGAGAUGUCUAGGCGCCAUGACAGUUCCCCAUUAAGGAGACUUCAAGACGGAGCCCAAACAAAAACUGCCGUUAUCUGCUUGACAAACCCAGACGCAUUGGCUCCUGGAACAGCGCCAUUCGAGGACGAUGUAUGGCAGAAGAUUGUUCACGCUAUAGUUGGUCUUGAAGAGAGCAACAGGGCUUCCCCAAUCAGACCUUCAUUGGCAGUUGGUUUCAUAGUGACAAUUCUUGCCCACGGUCUUUUGUAG
Molecule: messenger RNA, 774 nt
Organism: Eimeria tenella
Lineage: Eukaryota; Apicomplexa; Conoidasida; Eucoccidiorida; Eimeriidae
Product: SAG family member
Exons: 4
Coding region: 1-774 (257 amino acids)
Source: RefSeq, a predicted model, not a curated record